Clonostachys solani is the source of this 201-nucleotide messenger RNA. Lineage: Eukaryota; Fungi; Ascomycota; Sordariomycetes; Hypocreales; Bionectriaceae. The record is from the annotation of a GenBank genome assembly.
AUGUCCUACGGCAUGCAGGCGACAGGAGCCGGAAAGAGAAUGGAGUGCUUGACUGGUGGCGCGCAAGCUACGUCCCGUUGCUUGUGGGUGCUAUAUCCGGGUCCCAGCAGGCGUAUCCCGCUCUCUGUCUCUAGCACGAAGGAAGAAACUGAGUGUUAUGACACCAAUAUCAAAGCUAUCCACGGCGCGACUGAAACAUAG